AUGUCUUCCAAUCCGCUAAGAAUAAUACCUGGCGAAGCGCACAGUUCUCGCGUCAGCGUGACCGCCUUUGGCGAGCCUGCGCCCUCCGCCCCGGGACUGCACGAUACGCUAAGAUCAGGCGAAGGUCCCCUUUCUGUCGCGUCCAAAAUCAACGACAGACACCCGCUGGAGAGCAGAGUGCAGAAUUGGGACGCCACUCAGAGAGAACACCAGCUGGAAGCCUACAGACGCAUAUUCGGAGCAGCAGACCCAAUAAAGAGAGAGAUGGAGCUGAAGCUCGUGCAGGACACCGAUUUCAGGCCAGCGGUGCUGGGCGGAUCCUCCAACGUGCACAGAGACAUCUUGUUGAACAAAGAGACCAGCAUCGACUGGGAGGAUAUUUAUUCAGGUAAGUUUGCGCAGACUACGUGUUCUAACAUCUCCGCAGCCUCGGACAGACCUCCAAUGGACUUCCAUACCGAGAUGGAGAAGAGGUUUGGUAUUUGA
This is a messenger RNA of Ogataea haglerorum, 486 nucleotides long. RefSeq lists its product as uncharacterized. NCBI's taxonomy places the organism in Eukaryota, Fungi, Ascomycota, Pichiomycetes, Pichiales, Pichiaceae. The record is from RefSeq and is a predicted model, not a curated record. Gene Ontology annotation, biological process: proteasome assembly. The coding region runs from base 1 to 486 and encodes 161 amino acids. Gene Ontology annotation, cellular component: nucleus; cytoplasm. The transcript is spliced from 2 exons.